Molecule: messenger RNA, 1880 nt
Organism: Rhodamnia argentea
Lineage: Eukaryota; Viridiplantae; Streptophyta; Magnoliopsida; Myrtales; Myrtaceae
Product: pentatricopeptide repeat-containing protein At5g08305
Biological process (GO): RNA modification
Molecular function (GO): protein binding; RNA binding
Source: RefSeq, a predicted model, not a curated record
CAAGAAACAUUUCUCAAACAGAAAAUGCCAACUCAGCAAGAAACAAAGCCUCUCAUAUUCGAGAUCGACAGCUACGGUAUGAAAGACUCGACAGAGUCGUCCGAGCACAAGAUUCACUGUAAAUAAGGUACAUGUGUCUUCACUCUCCAGCUUCAUCCAAGCGUACGCAGGACAAAAUUUGUUGCAGGGGAACGUUCAGCUUCCCAUUCUUUAAAUGUUGAAUGUUUCAUGGUUGUGCAAAAAUGGCGCUUUGAACGGAACUCUGACGACCCUUCUCGAAAAAUGCAAAUCGAUGACCGAGUUGAAGCAAAUACACUCGAUACUGAUCACUUCAGGUCUGUCCCAGGAGGACCCUUUAUUAUCAGGAGUUCUGUCUUUCACUGCACUUUCAAGCGCUGGCGACGUCGACUACUCCCGCCAGGUUUUGAUGCAGCUGUCGAGCUCAAGGACUUAUCAUUGGAACACAGUUAUUAGGGGGCAUGCAAAAGGUAAGAACCCAAGUAGAUGUUUAUCGCUUCUUGUCGACAUGUUGAGGAGAGGAGUCUUGCCAGGUCAUAUGACAUUUCCAUUUCUUGCGAAGGCUGUGGCUCGUUUGGAAGAGCUGGAACAUGGGGUCUCGAUUCAUGCCCAUAUUGCAAAAUUUGGGUUUGAGUCAGAUAGGUUCAUCGUCAACUCCUUGAUUCAUAUGUACGCAUCUUGUGGGGAUAUAUUAACUGCGCGCAAGAUGUUUGAUGGAAUGACUAACAGAAAUUCCGUUUCGUGGAAUUCCAUGUUGGAUGGAUAUGCUAAGUGCGGGGACAUGGAUUCGGCUCGUGCAUUGUUUGACUCGAUGCCAGAGCGCGACGUGGUGUCGUGGAGCUCGUUAAUUGAUGGAUAUGUCAAGAGCGGGGAGCAUAGGGAAGCAAUGGCACUAUUUGACAGAAUGCGUUGCAUUGGACCAAAGGCCAAUGAGGUGACUAUGGUUAGUGUAUUGUGCGCUUGCGCCCACUUAGGUGCACUUGAGAAAGGAAAGAUCAUGCAUCGAUACUUAGUGGAGAAUAAGCUGCCGAUGACUCUGAUGCUACAGACGUCCCUCUUAGACAUGUAUGCCAAAUGCGGGGCAAUAGAGGACGCUUUAGCGGUGUUUGACACGGUGCCUGUUAAUAAGACCGACGUGCUGAUCUGGAAUGCUGUCAUUGGAGGCCUCGCCACACAUGGAUUUGCCGAAGAUGCCCUCAGAUUAUUCGACAAAAUGCAAAGAACCAGGAUAAAGCCCGAUGAGAUCACAUACCUGUGCUUGUUGAGCGCUUGUGCGCAUGGAGGAUUAGUUCACGAGGCUUGGUAUUUCUUCGAGUGUUUAGAUAAACAUGGAAUGGCUCCUAAGGCAGAACACUAUGCUUGCAUGGUGGAUGUGCUGGCGCGGGCUGGGCGCCUGGAAGAGGCUUACCAGCUCGUGGGUCAAAUCCCGACAGAGCAAACCGCUUCAAUGUUGGGCGCUCUGCUUAACGGUUGCGUUAACCACAGGAGAUUAGAUAUUGCAGAGAUUAUUGGAAUGAGACUUAUAGAAUUAGAUCCGGAUCAUGACGGUCGAUAUAUUGGUUUGUCGAACAUUUACGCGGUCGUUAGGCGCUGGGAUGAAGCCAAAGUAAUGAGAGCAGCGAUGGAGCAAAGAGGCGUCAAGAAGUCUCCAGGGCUUAGUUUUGUGGAAAUAGCCGGAACAGUUCAUAGAUUCUUAGCACAUGACAAAACCCACCCUAGUUCAGAAGAGAUUUAUGUGAUGCUGCAUUUUAUUGUAAACCAAGUGAGACCUGAUGCUGAUCAGGAAAACGAGGAAUGCUACUUGUACGAUUUGGAAGAUGCCUGAGGCGCAUCAUCUUGCAACAAUGCUUUCAGGGAGUCAA